AUGUCCAAUGAACAACACCAUAAUGGACAACAACACUCACAACAACACUUCCAACAACACUCACAAUACCACCAAGGUGAACAACAUAGACCAAAAUAUGGCCCGCCUCAACACAUCAGGCCACGUCCAUACCAUGCCAUGCUUGAGUUGCUAGAAUCUCAAGCCAACAAGAAAUUGACUAAUGAAUACUGCACAGAGGUUGUUCAAACUUUGUCACAAUUGGAAGCAGCAUCUUCAGUCAACCCAGCAAUGAUUGAUUUACAACCAGAAAUUCAAUGGUUUAUGCGCCCCUUUUUGUUGGAUUUCUUGAUUGAAUUGCAUUCGUCCUUUAGAUUACAACCACAAACGUUAUUUCUCUGCUUGAACAUCAUUGAUCGUUAUUGUGCCAAGAGAAUUGUUUUCAAACGCCAUUACCAAUUGGUUGGAUGUACUGCAUUAUGGAUUGCUGGUAAGUAUGAAGAUAAGAAGUCCCGUGUUCCAACUUUAAAAGAAUUAUCAAUCAUGUGCCGUAACGCCUAUGACGAAGAAAUGUUUGUUCAAAUGGAGAUGCACAUCUUGAGCACUUUAGAAUGGUCCAUUGGUCACCCAACAUUGGAAGAUUGCUUGCAAUUGAGUAUUAGGCAUUCAAACAUAGUGAAUCCUACAAUUACUCCAUCAAAGUACAGUUUCCAAACCACACCGGACACAGCUAAUGUAACCAGCGGCGUGAAUGAACAAAUUACAAAGUCAGCCGCUGCUACUACCUUGAGUGCUGUUACUGCCGUGGGAAGAUUUUUGUGCGAGUUGGCCUUGUAUGACAAGUUUUUCUUACUGGUUCCUACAAGUUUAGUUGCAUUUACUGCCAAUUUGCUAGCCUGUUCCAUGUUGCAAAUUCCAAACGCAUCGAUUGCGUUUAAGGAGUUGUUGGAAAAUGUGUUGAUUGAGCCAAAGAGAAGACAGUAUCUUCAAAUCAAAUUGCAAAAGAGAUUGAAAAGGAAGCAAGAGCGUCAAUUGCGCAAGCAACUGCAAUUCCAACAGCAACAACAACACACCAAAUCUAAAUUUCAAAAUGUCGGUCCUGCUCCCAAGUUCCCAUUGAAACAAAAAUUAAAUACACUCUACUCAAACAACAAUGACAGUAACUACAGCCACCAAACCAAUAUCUACAGGCAUACCAGCAUUGCUGAUGACAUUGAUUUAGAUUACGCAGAAAGUGACCAAGAAGAUAUCGACACCGACAUUGAUGCUGAUGCAGAUGCCGUUAUCGACCACGACGCAUUGGACGAUGACGACGAAGUUGAGCCAGCUUUCAAUGAUACCAAUAAUACCACUUUUGAUUAUGACGAGGACCACGAAGAGAUUGAAAACAAGUUACCCGAAAUUCACGGUGCUUUCCUUAAUGGGUUGGAUGAAUCAACGUUGUUAACGAUUAAGCAAGUUGCUCUUUUGUUGAUCCUUCAAUUGAACAAAGUGACAGAGGUUUUGACGAAAAAAUAUGAGGAGGUUGGGGUGAUUCAUGUGGUGAAAAAGUUUAAUGAAAAGAACUCGUUUUUGAUUCAAUCAAUUUAUGAAAACAGGGAUAGAAUCAUUGCCGCUUGCGACUCAGCUGCCUCAUCAACAUCAUCAUCUUCAUCAUCAUCAACGACACCACCUCUUGAUUCUCGAUUCAUUCAAACUAUUGAAAUAUUAUUACAAUUUCCCCAAUUGAGUGAUCCCACAUUGGAUUCAGAUUCUGAGUCAGAUUCCGAGGACGACGAAGAAGAAGGAUAUUGUGUCAAUCCUUACUCUUCCUACAAAUCAUACGAGUCAGAUGAUUAUUUUAGUGUUAGGGGGAGUGGCGCUGGUCAUUUACGUACUCCGAAAUCACCAUACCCAUUUUUCGGACAAUCCACAUUGGGUUUUGACUCUUCACAACUGAUUAUUGCUCCACCAGUUACACCACCUUCGGCGACUUCCCAGUACUCAGUUUUCUCAAACAAGAGAUCAGGGGGCAGUCAAACGAAUAGUGUAACUUCGAACUGUAACACACCUACCCAUUUCCCCGUGCCCUCAUUUGCGUCAACUUCUGCACAGCAAUCACAGCAAUCACAGAUGCUGCAUCCGACUGUCAUGAUGGGUCUGCUGCAACUGCUGCUAAGUAGAACCAAAUCAAAAAUCAGAAAGAAACGCGCUAUGAUGCAAUCAUCGGCUACGAGCAUCAAUACUGCUGCUGGCAGUGGUGGUCCAUCAGUCAUGAUUCCGCCAGUGUUGCCGACGGUUGGAAUGGGGCACGAAGUGAGAUCAAAGGAGAACUUUUCCCCAAUAAAGCCUGUUGUGAGUAACGGUGCCAGCACUACUUUGAAUGCAAGUUCCCCAUUGAUGAAUCAGUACUUUUGA
This is a messenger RNA of Lodderomyces theae, 2355 nucleotides long. RefSeq names its product Ccn1p (gene CCN1). The coding region runs from base 1 to 2355 and encodes 784 amino acids. NCBI's taxonomy places the organism in Eukaryota, Fungi, Ascomycota, Pichiomycetes, Serinales, Debaryomycetaceae. Gene Ontology annotation, biological process: regulation of cyclin-dependent protein serine/threonine kinase activity; mitotic cell cycle phase transition. Gene Ontology annotation, cellular component: cyclin-dependent protein kinase holoenzyme complex; cytoplasm; nucleus. The transcript has a single exon. Gene Ontology annotation, molecular function: cyclin-dependent protein serine/threonine kinase regulator activity. The record is from RefSeq and is a predicted model, not a curated record.